This is a messenger RNA of Cryptomeria japonica (Japanese cedar), 777 nucleotides long. RefSeq names its product probable small nuclear ribonucleoprotein G. The coding region runs from base 355 to 480 and encodes 41 amino acids. The transcript has 4 exons. Gene Ontology annotation, molecular function: RNA binding. The record is from RefSeq and is a predicted model, not a curated record. NCBI's taxonomy places the organism in Eukaryota, Viridiplantae, Streptophyta, Pinopsida, Cupressales, Cupressaceae.
AUAAAAAUAAAUAAUGCUGCAAAUCACGUCCUACCACACAGCCCCAGUGCAAUGCUGCUUACGCGUUUUUUAAUAUUGUAAAACUGCUUUACGGUGUCAGGCUAGAGUUGGAGGCUGGAAAGGAAUCGCCAUUGUUUGCUUUGUUGCAGCACAAGAAGAGAGCUUGUUUUGAAUGGAAUAUAGCAACACCUGAAGGCUACUACGAGGGUAGAGGCAUUGGAUACAUUUUUUAGGGUUUCCGUGCUCUCGUGUGCAGCAUGAGCAAAUCAGGGCAGCCCCCAGAUCUAAAGAAGUACAUGGACAAAAAGCUUAACAGUGAGUUUGCAUGAUUCUUGAUCUCCGAUUUUGUUGUUCAUGAAUCUGGUCCUGGAUGGUACUGUUGAAAUAAACGGAAAUGAAAGGAAUGAGAUUGGCAUGGUGGUAAUUAGAGGCAAUAGUAUUGUGAUGAUUGAAGCUUCGGAACCAGUCAACAGGGGCUAAUGUUAUUGCGAUGACACACCUUUGUAAUUGAUGGAUGUAGCCACAUAUAACUUCUUUAUUCGGCUAUUCUAACUGGUUAAAAUGGUAUAAUGAAUUGGUUUUAAGCAUAGAAGUCUUUUUGGGGUUUUCUUAUUAUGAUUAAUGACAUGAAAGCCUCGCAAAAGACGAAAGAUGAUGUUUGAAGAUUUAUCUUUUUCUACAUGCCCUUUAAGAGCUUGAAGUUGAGUGAAUAUAUAUGUACAUACAUUUGCAGAUAGCAAGUGUGAAAGGAUCUAUUUAAUUCUUUUUUGUAGUGAA